Cynocephalus volans (Philippine flying lemur) is the source of this 2436-nucleotide messenger RNA. RefSeq names its product coiled-coil domain containing 91 (gene CCDC91). Gene Ontology annotation, biological process: Golgi to lysosome transport. The coding region runs from base 189 to 1490 and encodes 433 amino acids. Lineage: Eukaryota; Metazoa; Chordata; Mammalia; Dermoptera; Cynocephalidae. The record is from RefSeq and is a predicted model, not a curated record. The transcript has 13 exons. Gene Ontology annotation, cellular component: trans-Golgi network.
AGUAGGGUGGUGCGUGGGCUACCCUCACUUGUGGGACUGGGGCCGCGGUCACCUGUGAGGGGCUGGGGUGGUGCCCCGAGUGUGCGCGUGCGGGUCUGUGUGCUGGGGGUGGCUCACCUGGCAGCGUGGGUGAGCGGCGAGGCGACGGCGGCGGCGAGCGAGAACGGGGAGCAGGUGUCACUUGAAGAAUGGAUGAUGAUGAUUUUGGUGGUUUUGAGGCUGCAGAGAUUUUUGAUGGUGGAAAUGGUGAAAACCAAACAACAUCUCCUGCUAUUCCUUGGGCUGCCUUUCCUACAGUGUCUGGAGUCCAUCUUUCACCAGCUUCUCCUGAGAUUGUACUGGACCAUGACCACUCUUCUGCUUCGGCUGGCUGCCUCUCUUCUGAUGCUAUCAUUUCAUCACCAGAGAAUACACAUGCAGACAGCAGCACUAUUCAGCAAUCAACACACACUCAUCUGGAUAUCUCACUUUUUCCAUUGGGUUUAACUGAUGAGAAAAGUAAUGGAACAAUUGCUCUUGUGGAUGAUUCUGAGGAUCCUGGAGCUAAUGUAUCAAACAUACAGCUUCAGCAAAAAAUUUCAAGUCUGGAGAUUAAACUCAAACUGUCUGAAGAAGAAAAACAGAGAAUUAAAAAGGAUGUAGAAUCAUUAAUGGAAAAGCAUAGUGUCUUAGAAAAAGGCUUCCUAAAAGAAAAAGAGCAAGAAGCCAUUUCUUUUCAAGAUAGAUACAAAGAACUUCAGGAAAAACAUAAACAAGAAUUGGAAGACAUGAGGAAAGCUGGUCAUGAAGCCCUCAGCAUUAUUGUGGAUGAAUAUAAGGCACUACUGCAGUCUUCAGUUAAGCAACAAGUAGAAUCUAUUGAAAAGCAGUACAUUUCUGCAAUCGAGAAACAAGCACACAAGUGUGAGGAGUUACUAAAUUCUCAGCAUCAGAGGCUCCUUGAAAUGCUAGAUACAGAGAAGGAACUAUUUAAAGAAAAAAUAAAGGAAGUUUUGGCUCAGCAGUCUCAAGAACAGAAGGAAAUAUUGCAAAAAUGUUUGGAGGAAGAAAGGCAAAGAAAUAAAGAGGCGUUGAAAUCUGCUGCAAAGCUUGAGAAAGAAGCGAUGAAGGAUGCAGUUUUAAAAGCCAUAGAAGAAGAAAGAAGAAAUUUGGAAAAAGCUCAUGCUGAAGAAAGGGAAUUAUGGAGGACAGAACAUGCAAAAGAUCAAGAAAAUGUAUCUCAGGCAAUUCAAAAAGCUAUACAAGAGCAAAGAAAAAUAAGUCAGGAAACUGUUAAGGAAGCAAUAAUAGAAGAGCAGAAGCGGAGUGAAAAGGCUGUGGAAGAGGCGGUGAAAAGAACAAGAGAUGAAUUGAUCGAGUAUGUAAAGGAACAGAAAAGGCUUGAUCAAGUCAUCCGCCAAAGAAGCCUGUCCAGUUUGGAACUGUUCCUCUCCUGUGCUCAGAAACAGUUAAGUGCUUUAAUAGCUACGGAGCCGGUUGACAUAGAGUGAAGAGAACAUGACAAGCUAACGUACACUGGCACUGAAUACAUCAUUAGACCUCUAAAAUACAUGCUAUGCAUUAUAAAGAUGCUUUUGUUUUAUUUCCAAACCUUGGAGAAUUGACUUCCACUUCAAGGAUAAACCAAAACAAUAUUUAGAACUAUCAAGUGAUCUAAUUUAUUUUCUUUUAUUUUCCCCUUUAUAUUUACUAUUAUUUUAUUAGUAGUAAUAGUAACACAAAAUGAUAUGUCCCAAAGCCAUUGAAUAGUGCCACAUUAUCAAGUUAAGUAAACUUUAUAGCCUCUGGUGGCCUGUUAUAUUGUACUCAUAUUUGGUAAAAGGAGUAAAUUAUCUUUAUUAUUGCUUCAUGAUGAUUCCUGAUAAGAUGCAAAAUGUAAUCAUACUUUGAUUUGAUUUUGAAGAUAAAAAUAGCAUGGAUUUCAGCAUCAUCUAUUAUCUAUGUAAAAUGCUGAUUUGAUAGAGAAUCAUUCUAUUACCAAACCUCUUUUCUGCAGGUGGAUCUGUGUAUUUUCAUUGGUCUACUGAAAACAAACAAUAUAAAUAAAAACACUAAAGAUUAUUAUAUUAAUUCCAUUUUGAUCUGAUGUACCACUUAAAGGGGUGUGUGUGAUAUGUGCUUAUUUCCUAUCUCUGCUCUUCAAAGGCACUAUGAAUCAAUAAAUUCAUUUUUCUUAUGAAUUGAACCGUGAACUUAAUCUCUAGACAGAGAAUAAAACUUGGCCAUUUAUAGGAAUUUAGGUUCAAAUAUAAGAUAUAUGUUAUCUUUUCCUAGUACUUCAGAAUGUAUCUAAUUCAUGAACAGUGUGCUUGGAUGCAAAAUCAUGAGUAUUUUUAACCUCAAAACUAAAAUGUCCUUAAAAUAUAUGUAUGCAAACGCUUUGUCUUAUUUUCUGAAAUGCUUCUACUUUCAUGGGCUUUGUACUUUUCUGGGAUU